Molecule: messenger RNA, 3750 nt
Organism: Cyprinodon variegatus (sheepshead minnow)
Lineage: Eukaryota; Metazoa; Chordata; Actinopteri; Cyprinodontiformes; Cyprinodontidae
Gene: prr16
Product: proline rich 16
Exons: 4
Coding region: 663-1670 (335 amino acids)
Biological process (GO): positive regulation of translation; positive regulation of cell size
Source: RefSeq, a predicted model, not a curated record
GUCCGGACAUUGGCUGCUUUCCUCAGACUCUCCAAGGAGGCAGAGAUGGAAACAGAAUGAACCUGGCAGGGAGCUGUUUCAAAGGAAAAUGCCUCUUGGGUGUCGUUACCCACUGGCAUCAAUAUCAGAACCGAGUAUUUUGGAGAAUGAAGCAGAGACUUCCAAUUUUUUCUCGAUGCUUGGAGGAUUAUGGACCUUGGCUGUGAAGGUUUGGAUAGCUACCUGCUUCUUUAUUUCUCUCCCCUCCCUCUGCUAUAGUCAGCCCUUUAUUUCCGUCACGUCUUAUAUUAUUAUUAUUUUCUAGGAAGAAGGGUCAGCCGGGCUUUGGCACCGACGUUGAAGAUGUUUUUGCGUCGUGCUUCGCCUCCGUUGGACGCAGGUGCGUUUAGAUUCCCAAACCUGUGGCCGCGCGCUCCUCAAACACUGCGCUGUGAGAUCCGUGCGUCUUUGCUCCAUUGCGCAUGCUCAGUGUGAGAUCCAGAAUGCUGCCCCGACGCGUCUGCGCUGCGUCCUGGCCGCGAUGUAGCAGCAGCAGCAGCAGCUUUGGGAAGUGGAGAGGAGCAGAGGACUGAAUGAGGGGGGAAAUAAACAUGCGCGCUGGGACAAAGUGGCUUCAUCAAAGGAUUUGAGCCGAGAUAGAAAACAGUGGCACUAAGUGAAGAAUGUCAGGGGCACCACAUGCGGAGGCUGAAGGAGUAGUCUCCAAAGUAAAAGUGAAAAAGGAGAUCAAGACAAUCGUGGAGAAUUUGGAAACCAUUCUGGGAGACCUUAAGGAUGUGGCAAAGGAGCUGAAAGAGGUUGUCCAUGACAUUGACACCCUGACCGGUGACUUGCAGUUGGAGGAGGACGGACUGACCGAUAGCUCCAAGACCGACACGCUUAACUCCAGCUCCAGCUCCACCACUACCACAACAACUGCGUCCAGCCUGGAGAAAAUGAAGCUGUUCCCAGAGGACUGCAUCUUCAAAACACAGGUGCCCAUGAGUCCGGUACAGCUCCAUCAACCGGCAGUUCUGACAGUGCUCAAGAAAUCCCACCCUCCCCUGCCACCGCCGAGGCAUACCACACUGAGAGCUGAGGAACACAACAUAAAGAAUCUGCCUCAUCCGACUUUGGUCUUAUCAGGGAAUAUGUCAAAGGCUAACGGGUCUUCGCUGAGGAACGGCGGGGUUUUCCCAUUAAAACCAAACAAGGAUUUAUUCUCCUCUACUCCCUGCUUCAUUUCUGGCGAGAGCGAGAUGCAAGAAACUGGUCUGGUUCCUACGCUGCCAAGGCCAAUGCCGCUUCUCCGGCAUGAGAAAAACAAAUGCCCCAAGGCCCCAGGAAGAGAACACCGCGAGAGAGAGCGGGUUCGUUUCAGCGAGAAGGUCCAGUAUCAUGGUUACUGCCCAGACUGUGAUCUCCAGUACGAUGUGGACGAUGCAGAACUGGACUUACAGGCCGAGCUGAGUGACUUAAGGCUAAGCCCGGUGCAUUGCUGCUCUUCCUCCCCUUCUCCUCCUUCCUCUCACACACUCCCUCAUGCACUAAUGUUGGAAAACGGGGGUCUUUCAGUCAGCCACAGUUUCCCCCCGACAGCACACACUCCCCCACCUUGUGUGCCUCCAUACACACCUUCCCUUAAGCCCCAUAAAACAAUCCUUCGUAAAUCAACCACCACCACUGUUUGACCCCCCCUAUUAGGUCUCAAUUUAAACAUUGUUGGAUAAAAAAAUCCUAGUGCUUUCUACUUCAGCUGAACUUCGGAUUAUUCAAGCAAAGAGAGAGGAGGGGUCUGAAGACCGAAAACAAAGUCGAUAAAGAGAAAGGCGAGCAGGACAUCACAGCGAGAUGUGAAACGGCAACAUCAUGGAGGCACUGACACCUAAGCACAGAAGCAGUCGGAGGUUUGAACACACCACAACCUACGCAUGAAUCUUGCAGCCACUUCAGGCUUGUGAUGAAUUGCUUUUGGUGUUCUUCUUUCAGGGCCCAUUGAGAUCGUUGAGCUCAGAGAGGAGUGGAUGCCGGCUUCACACACUAAUCGACCCGAGUUGAUCAGGGAGGAAGAAGCCUGAGCUGAAGCCAAGCGUCAGCCUUCUAGGGCUUGAAAGUGCUAAUGGCUCUGAACUGACAGGAGACAAUAUCCUCCUCUGAACAUGAAACAACCUUUAGGUGGCAGCUGUGCAGUUGGAAAUGACGUAACUAUCAAAAACGAGGCAAAGCAAGAAGACCGGCCACUGCUAAUGAUGUGUUUGUUCAUUGGAUUAAAGGUCAGAAUGCUGCCAAAACCCAUCAAAAGUAAUGGAGUAAUUCUGGAUAAAAAAGAACAAGACAAAGGAUGAACUGAUGUCAGUCAAUGUUUGAUUGAUAUCUGGAGAUUUUUGCUCCGUUCAAACUGAGAUGGAAAUCAAUAGCUCCACUCAACCGAUGAAAUUUGCCUUUUGAGAAUGGUAAAUGUGUGCAGAUUGCCCCACAGGCCCGCCUUCAUACGACAAGGAUAAAAUAGUAUUUUAGAAUAUCCCAACCAUGGACUGUUUCUGUUGCCACCAAUGCUUGGAAAUGAACAGUGGUCUGGUCACUGAUCUAUGUCUAGCUGUCAAAGUUCAUUGUUGAUGUAUUUGCUCAACCGGUGCCAUGCAUCCACACAUACUCCAGAGUUACAAAGCAGAAAGAUUCAGUCCAUGUGGGCAAACCUAUAGCUUUAGGGGAUUGCUGGGGAGGUGAUAAUUUGCAUCAAAUUUUAUUUGUAUACAAAUAAACAUAUACAUGUUUGAUAUCUAUAUAUUUCAGGCAUUUUUUUCUACAGAGACUUUUAACAUGAAAAAAAAAGAUAUUUUUGUAUUAUGUUGGACAGAGGUUUAUAGACUAAAUAUGACAUUUCCUCACCUGGUUCUUUUUCCAGAAGGGCAAAAGUAGAAAAUGCAGGAAUGUGUAUGGAUAAAUACUCAUAAUUAGUCUGUUUUGUUUGUUUUUAAGAAAAGGAAAAAUAAAAUGGAGAAGAAAAGCGUCAUAGACCAAAUAAAUGCUGUGCUUUUGGUGAGGUUGAGGUGAAUGAAUGCAUUACUUCACUUUGUUCUGCCAUCAUUGCAUUGUUCUAUGCAUUUCUAUGGAGGGGGGUGUCUACAGAUGAAUCCAUGAGGCAGUUCUUUCAAUAUUUCAGAAAUAUUCUUCUCCCUUUCCUCUUAAUGUAUCAAAUCUGGUUCAUUUCUCACUCUCUAAAUUAAAAUCAGGUCAUAAUUGUAGGUGUUACUGAUGAGUGUGGUACUUGGGAAACAAUAAUACAGUGCCUUGCAAAAGUAUUCGCUUUUUUCAGAUUGCCACCACAAACAUCAGUGUAUUUCAACUGAAUUUUGUGUGACAGACAGGCUGCAAUGAUUUUGCAUGUGGGAGGAAAAUAACCUCUAGUUUUAAAUGUUUUUGCAUUGGAAUUUAUUGAGGUGCAUCAGAAUCAAGGGGAAAAAAUAUAAUGAAAAACAUAAUUAGUUAAUGAUUAUGGCUUCAACACGAUAAAAUGGAAAAUGAAGAAUGAUGUGAAUACUUUGGUAAGGUUCCGUGUAAUAAUUGGUAGUCUGCUGUUAAGCACAAGGCUUAAAUUCAAAGCCCGAUUAGAGAAUCAAAAUAAGAAUACAAAAACAAGAAUGGGGUGAUUCAGAAUCAACUCUGCUCCUCUCAUUGGACAGAGAAACUGAAUUCAUGUUGAUUUGAAAAGAAAGCUGUCAGUGAAGUUUUUCCUGUGUUAACAAACUCUUUGAAACUAACUUGUGAGAA